Messenger RNA from Macadamia integrifolia, 1449 nucleotides. RefSeq names its product polyubiquitin. The record is from RefSeq and is a predicted model, not a curated record. Gene Ontology annotation, molecular function: ubiquitin protein ligase binding; protein tag activity. The transcript has 2 exons. Gene Ontology annotation, biological process: modification-dependent protein catabolic process; protein ubiquitination. Gene Ontology annotation, cellular component: nucleus; cytoplasm. Bases 162 to 1307 code for a protein of 381 amino acids. Lineage: Eukaryota; Viridiplantae; Streptophyta; Magnoliopsida; Proteales; Proteaceae.
CCUUUUCCUUGUUUGAGUCGGCAAACCGUAUCCAUAAAUAGAGGCCCUCGCUACUGCCUUCUUCAUUUUCUCUCUUUCUCAAGUUUCUCUUUCCAAGAUUCUUUUCUCGCCUUCUUGUCUGUGAUCGAUAAGAAACUCCUUAGAAUUUCGUUACCGACAAGAUGCAGAUCUUCGUUAAGACCCUCACCGGUAAGACCAUCACUUUGGAGGUCGAGAGUUCAGACACCAUCGACAAUGUCAAAGCCAAGAUCCAAGACAAGGAAGGAAUUCCACCGGACCAGCAGCGUUUGAUCUUCGCUGGUAAGCAGCUCGAAGACGGCCGUACCCUUGCCGAUUACAACAUCCAGAAGGAAUCUACCCUCCAUCUGGUCCUUCGCUUGAGGGGAGGGAUGCAAAUCUUCGUUAAAACCCUGACCGGUAAGACGAUUACCUUGGAGGUCGAGAGUUCAGAUACGAUCGACAAUGUGAAAGCCAAGAUUCAAGACAAGGAAGGCAUUCCCCCUGACCAGCAGAGGCUUAUCUUUGCUGGGAAGCAACUUGAGGAUGGUCGUACCUUGGCCGAUUACAACAUUCAGAAGGAAUCGACCCUUCACCUGGUGCUUCGUCUUAGGGGAGGAAUGCAGAUCUUCGUGAAGACCCUUACGGGCAAGACAAUCACAUUGGAGGUCGAGAGUUCGGACACGAUUGACAAUGUCAAAGCCAAGAUUCAAGACAAGGAGGGCAUUCCCCCUGACCAACAGAGGCUCAUCUUUGCUGGGAAGCAGCUUGAAGAUGGUCGCACUUUGGCAGAUUACAACAUCCAGAAGGAAUCGACCCUUCACUUGGUGCUCCGUCUCAGGGGAGGAAUGCAGAUCUUCGUGAAGACCCUUACUGGAAAAACAAUUACUCUGGAGGUGGAAAGUUCGGAUACAAUCGAUAACGUGAAGGCGAAGAUACAGGACAAAGAGGGAAUCCCACCUGAUCAGCAGAGAUUGAUCUUUGCUGGGAAGCAACUUGAGGAUGGUCGCACAUUGGCUGAUUACAACAUACAGAAGGAGUCGACCCUUCACCUUGUCCUACGUCUGCGCGGUGGGAUGCAGAUUUUCGUGAAGACACUCACGGGCAAGACGAUUACAUUGGAGGUGGAGAGUUCAGAUACGAUUGACAAUGUGAAGGCGAAGAUUCAGGACAAGGAAGGUAUCCCUCCUGAUCAGCAGAGGCUCAUUUUCGCUGGUAAACAGCUCGAGGAUGGGCGUACCCUCGCUGAUUAUAAUAUUCAGAAGGAAUCAACUCUUCACCUUGUCCUUCGUCUCCGUGGUGGUUUCUGACUUGUCAGUAGUGUUUAGCUGAUCCUCUUCUCUUCUCUUCUCCUGCUCUCUUCUCUUUUUCCUCUUUUCUGGUGCAAGGACAGUGUUAAAAAUGCAGUUUCAUGAAUAGCUUCUGUGAAUAAAUCUGAUCUUGUUUCUUUUC